AUGGCUGACCCGACGCGUGCGUUUGGCUCGUUCAACGAUUACAAGACGGACGUCGAGCCGGUACUCGCGGACGCCAACGUCCUGCAGAAAGUCGUCGCCGCAGAGCGAAACCUGCGCAUGCCAGAAUGCAUCGGGCUGCUCCACGACAUUGCACGUCUCCUCGAGUGUGCAAUGGUUGCGUCGCAUGGCCAGAAUUACCACGCGUCGAUCAUCGGUCUCGCGAUCAAGUACCAGACGCUGGUCGACGCCCUACGCAGUGCGAGCUCCACGCACCUUCAAACGUCAAUGGAAGCUCUCAAGCACCUCAAGCUGGCUUUUUUUUGCCUCCAGAAACACGAAUGCGACGACGCAAAAGCGCUGCUAAAGGCGCUACCCACGCUCGCCGCACGCUCGGAAGAGGUGGCAUCUGCUCACGAGAAACAGGUUAUCGCCUUCUGGCGCGACGGCAUGGCCCGAUUGAAUGAGGUACUAACAGCCAACGCUCACAUGAGCUGCGCCGUGCGAUUGGCCGAAGAGAAGCCCGCCCACGGUUGCCGAGCCCUGGCGCAGCUCGAGAUGACCAUAACGGCGCUCGGUCGCAUGAAGACGUGCUUUGAAGACGUGCGUAUGUUUUGGGCGAUGUUCAAGGAGCACUGCUACAAAAUCGCUGGCCCCAACAAGAUCUCGGAGGCAAGCUUCAUGGCCGUCGCCCAAGAAGACACUGACUUGCUCGUCGAGGCCAUGACCAAGGAAUGGUACCGGUGGCUCGCGCUCGCCAAGACCAACUACACGGCCAUGUGCGGCAUGAACGACGUCCAGACGACCGUGCGCCGCAUCCUGUCGACAUUGCCCAACUCGGCGGAAUCCAGUCUCGUGAAGGAUUUGAAGUCGAAACUCGAAGAAAAUGCCGCGCUCCUCCAAGCCCAGAUUGAGGAACAAAGAAAUGCCACCGUCGCUCUCUACCUACUCUAA
Messenger RNA from Saprolegnia parasitica CBS 223.65, 951 nucleotides. RefSeq lists its product as hypothetical. The coding region runs from base 1 to 951 and encodes 316 amino acids. The record is from RefSeq and is a predicted model, not a curated record. NCBI's taxonomy places the organism in Eukaryota, Oomycota, Saprolegniomycetes, Saprolegniales, Saprolegniaceae. The transcript has a single exon.